CUGUUGAAGGCCGAACCCGAGUCGCGCUUAGAAAAUGGCAUCGACGUCAAGUUCUCGAUCGACGACCUGGCGGCAAAGACGGAGCCGGAGCCGUGGGACGGAAUCCGCGCAUACGCAGCACGCAACAACCUACGGGCCAUGAAGAAGGGCGACCUGGCCUUCUUCUACCACUCCAACUGCAAGGAGCCGGGCAUCGUCGGGACCAUGGAGAUUGUGCGAGAACACUCCCCAGAUUUGUCCGCCCACGACCCCAAGGCACCCUACUACGAUUCGAGUUCCAAGCCGUCCGACCCAAAGUGGAGCGUCGUGCACGUCAAGUUUCGGAGCAAGUUCGCCGCUCCGAUCGGACUCAAGGAGCUCCGCGAGAUGGGCGCGCCGGGCAAGCCACUCGAGAAUAUGCAGAUGCUCAAGCAGACGCGGCUGAGCGUCAGCAAGGUCACUGCGGCCGAAUGGGAGUAUAUAACGAGGGUAGCCGAGAACAGGGCGUCACAGACAUAG
This is a messenger RNA of Parathielavia appendiculata, 498 nucleotides long. Its product is annotated as DUF55-domain-containing protein. Lineage: Eukaryota; Fungi; Ascomycota; Sordariomycetes; Sordariales; Chaetomiaceae. Gene Ontology annotation, cellular component: nucleus. The transcript has 3 exons. The record is from RefSeq and is a predicted model, not a curated record. The annotation marks the transcript as partial.